AUGCUAUCUGAACUUGCUCUAGCUUUUGCGCUGGGUGCGCAGACUGCUUUGGGUAUUGGAAAUUCUGCUUGGAAGCUGAAGGGAAUGCAGUAUUUAGUCACGUUUGGCAAUAGUUAUACUGAUGAGUCGAGGCUCCUGUACUUUAUUGAACAUCAGGAUGCUCCUCCUGUUGGGUGGAGAGCGCCAGAGAAUAACGUUACCUCGACUGGUGGCCGUAUAUGGGCCCGUUAUGUGAGCGACUAUACAGGUGCGGCGCUUUACAACUACGCCGUCAGCGGCGCAACUUGCUCCAACGACAUCACGCCGCGAUACUUUAGCCCCAUCAACGACAUAUUCCCAUCUGUUGACCAAUACGAGAUCCCUGCCUUCAUUGAAGAUGCGUACCAUCAAGAUCCAGAGACAGGGGAACCAUUCCUAUCUCUUCCUCGGAGGGAGACUGUCUACUCCAUCUGGAUUGGUACAAAUGACCUAGGCAACGGGGCGUUCAUAGACGAUUCGCAGGUUGCUGGAAAAACACUUCUAGAUUAUGUCGAGUGCGUCCUCCGUGCAAUUGAGGGUCUUUAUGACCAUGGUGCGCGGUAUUUUGUGCUCAUGAAUGUGGCGCCAUUGGACUUGUUGCCUCUAUAUGCGUUGCCUGAGAUGGGUGGGGUGCAGGGAGGGCCGUUUUGGCCGGAUAAGCCAGAUAACAUCACCCAGGUUUCGUGCCGGAUGAGGGAAACUGUUGUGGCUGUGAAUGAGAUUAUAGAGUUGAAGAUAGAGGGUUCGAUGCGCCAUCGGUAUAAGGGGGCAAGUAUUGCUCUAUUUGAUACGUAUUCUUUGCUUACGAGUAUGUACUACCAUCCAAGCCAAUACUUCACUGGCACUGAACCGCCCAGCGUAGAGGGCUGGGUGAAGCAUUGUGAUGCCCAAGGACAGAACUGCGAGGAACAACCCAGUCCAGACUCUUUUAUGUGGUAUGACGAGCUACAUCCAUCAGAGCAAACGGGUAGGAUCAUCGCACAACACUUUGUUCAGGUUGUUGAAGGGGUGAGCGCGUAUACGAAAUAUUUUGACUGA
This is a messenger RNA of Blastomyces dermatitidis ER-3, 1056 nucleotides long. Its product is annotated as GDSL lipase/acylhydrolase. Gene Ontology annotation, molecular function: hydrolase activity, acting on ester bonds. Bases 1 to 1056 code for a protein of 351 amino acids. The transcript has 3 exons. The record is from RefSeq and is a predicted model, not a curated record. NCBI's taxonomy places the organism in Eukaryota, Fungi, Ascomycota, Eurotiomycetes, Onygenales, Ajellomycetaceae.